AAGUGUGUCGCUGCCAGUGCGUGUGGUGUUUAUGCGUGUGCUUGUAACUGUGUGCAGUUAAUUCAUUUUAUUAGGAAAAGUGAUUUUAGAAACAUGGAGAAAGAACCUCCUGUGAAGAAGACUUCAGCCCCUUCUGUUUCUCAGAUCAACGCAGAGUUUGUCACACAGUUGGCCAACAAAUACUGGGCACCUCAUGUAAAGAAUAAACUACCUUUUGAUGCAAAGGUCAUGGAGGACAUUUAUCAGAGUGAAAUCCUUAAAUCUAAGUUUGCAAUUAGAAAAAUCAUGCUUCUGGAGUUCAGUCAGUACCUGGAAAACUAUCUGUGGGUGAAUUACACUCCAGAGGUAUCCAAUAAUGCCUAUCUAAUGUCCAUCUGCUGCAUUGUCAAUGAGAAGUUCAGAGAGAAUGUCCCAGCAUGGGAGGUUUUUAAGAAGAAACCUCAACACUUCCCUUACUUCUUCAAGUGUGUCAUGGAAAUGUCUUUGGCUGGAGCAAAAUCAAACCUGUCUCUUAAAGAGCAGACCAUAUUACUGCUCUUCCUUGACCACUGUUUCAACAGCCUGGAAGUUGACUUGAUCAGAGAGCAGGUGCAGCAGCUCAUUUCUCUGCCGAUGUGGAUAUGUCUCCUUCCAGCAAGACUUCAGCAUGAGUUAAAGAAGGUGCCAAAGUUGCAAAAAUUCUGGAAUCUGAUCAAAAAGAAUUAUGAGAAAAUGGACAAGAAGGAUUCUGAGCAGGCUGAUAGAGAAAGAACCUUUCUCUCUCUUCUCAUUAAGAAGUUCCUUGUGGUCUUGUCUUCAAUCCUGCCAUCAGGUGAUGUCUCAAUGGAGAAAGUGCAUUACUGUGAGAGAUUCCUUGAGUUAAUGAUUGACCUUGAGGCUCUGCUCCCUACCCGCCGGUGGUUCAACACUGUCUUGGAUGAUUCCCACUUUGUAGUGUAUUGUCACCUGUCUGGUCUUCCCCUAAGAGAAAAGGAAGGUCACCUUUUUUGCCAACUACUGGAUAUGCUGAAAUUCUAUACGGGCUUUGAAAUAAAUGAUCAGACGGGGAACGCCCUUACAGAGAAUGAGAUGACCACCUUGCACUAUGACAGGAUCACCUCCCUCCAGAGGGCUGCUUUCGCACACUUCCCUGAGCUUCAGGACUUUGCUCUGUCCAACGUGGCAGCUGUGGACACCAGAGAGUCUUUAAUAAAACAUUUUGGUCUUCUGAGUCCCAACACUCUCCACAAGGUGGGAUCCUACCUCUGUCUCUUACCAGAACUAGGAGACCAAGAGGACACAACCUAUGACAAAGAGUUUCUCCUGGAAUUGCUGGUGUCCCGUCAUGAGAGAAGGAUCUCGCAGAUUGAACAACUGAACCAGAUGCCUCUUUAUCCAACAGAGAAGAUUAUUUGGGACGAGAACAUCGUCCCUACGGAGUAUUAUUCAGGCGAAGGUUGUCUUGCACUACCAAAACUGAACCUCCAGUUCCUAACUCUGCAUGACUACCUCCUAAGAAAUUUCAACCUCUUUCGUUUGGAGUCUACCUAUGAGAUCAGACAGGAUAUAGAGGAUGUGGUGUCCAGGAUGAAGCCUUGGCAGUCGGAGUAUGGAGGAGUGGUUUUUGGUGGCUGGGCUAGAAUGGCACAGACCAUUUUGUCUUUCUCAAUUGUGGAAGUGGCCAAGCCCAACAUUGGAGAAAACUGGCCAGCACGUGUGCGUGCUGAUGUCACUAUUAACCUCAAUGUACGUGACCAGAUAAAAAGCGAGUGGGAAGGACUGAGAAAACAUGACGUAUGCUUUCUGAUCACGGUGCGGCCAACCCUGCCCUAUGGAACUCGUUUCGACCGCCGCCAACCAUUCCUGGAGCAGAUGGGACUAGUAUACGUGAGAGGUUGUGAGGUACAGGGCAUGCUGGAUGACAAAGGCCGUGUUAUUGAGGAAGGUCCUGAGCCAAAACCCAAGCUGAGGGGUGAUACCAGGACAUUUCGUGUGUGGCUGGACCCAAAUCAGUAUCAGCAAGACAUGACAAACACCAUUCAGAAUGGGACAGAGGACCCCUAUGAAACUUUCAAUAUAAUCAUGAGGAGGAAGCCAAAGGAGAACAACUUCAAGGCAGUCCUAGAGACCAUUCGGAACCUUAUGAACACUGAAUGUGUUGUACCAGACUGGCUGCAUGACAUUAUCCUCGGGUACGGGGACCCAGGCAGUGCUCACUACUCCAAGAUGCCCAAUCAGAUCUCAACACUGGACUUCAAUGACUCUUUCCUGUCCAUUGACCACCUGAAGGCCUCGUUCCCUGGUUACAAAGUGAAGGUCACAGAAGAAAACCCUUCUCUCCAGAUACCUCCUUUCAGAAUUAAGUUCCCACUCAAGAACGUUAAAGGGAAAAAGCGGAACGCGGAUGAGGAAGAUGGAGAGAGCAGAGAGGGUGACAACACACUGGUGGUGGAACCUCAUGUCAUACCCAACAGGGGGCCCUACCCCUAUAAUCAGCCCAAACGAAAUACAAUUGAAUUCACGCCAACGCAGAUUGAAGCAAUCCGGGCUGGUAUGCAGCCAGGACUCACAAUGGUUGUGGGGCCUCCAGGUACAGGGAAGACAGAUGUGGCUGUACAGAUAAUUUCCAAUCUCUAUCACAAUUUCCCUGAGCAAAGAACACUCAUAGUAACACAUUCUAACCAGGCUCUCAACCAGCUGUUUGAGAAGAUCAUGGCACUUGAUAUAGAUGAGCGCCACCUCCUUCGACUGGGUCAUGGUGAGGAGGAACUGGAAACAGAGAAGGAUUUCAGCAGGUAUGGGAGGGUGAACUAUGUGCUGGCACGCAGGCUGGAGCUACUCAGGGAAGUGGCCAGGUUGCAGGAGAGUCUUGAUGUGCCAGGUGAUGUUUCCUACACCUGUGAGACUGCUGGUCACUUUUACCUGUAUCAGGUGAUGUCUCGCUGGGAAGAGUACAUGAGCAAGGUGAAACCCAAACACGGUCGGAAUGUACAAGUGGAGGAUGCGGCAGCACAGUUUCCCUUCCACAAGUAUUUUUCAAAUGCACCUCAGCCAGUCUUUAAGGGCCGCACUUACGAAGAAGACAUUGACAUUGCUGAAGGCUGCUUUCGCCACAUAAAAAAGAUUUUCACCCAGCUAGAGGAGUUCCGGGCCUUUGAGCUACUUCGCAGCGGUCUGGACCGAUCAAAGUACCUACUGGUGAAAGAGGCCAAGAUCAUCGCAAUGACCUGUACUCAUGCUGCCCUGAAACGCCACGACCUGGUGGAACUGGGCUUUAAGUAUGACAAUAUCUUGAUGGAAGAAGCUGCUCAGAUCCUGGAGAUUGAGACAUUCAUUCCUCUAUUACUUCAGAACCCAGAGGAUGGUUUCAGCAGACUCAAGCGUUGGAUUAUGAUUGGGGACCAUCACCAGCUUCCCCCAGUAAUCAAGAACAUGGCCUUCCAGAAGUAUUCCAACAUGGAGCAGUCGCUUUUCACCCGAUGUGUGCGUCUCGGGGUCCCCACAGUGGACCUUGAUGCACAGGGCAGAGCAAGAGCUAGCCUUUGUAAUUUGUACAACUGGCGCUACAAACGACUGGGAAACCUCCCACAUGUUCAGCUGCAGCCUGAGUUUCGUGCACCUAAUCCAGGCCUGACAUUCGAUUUCCAGCUAAUUAAUGUUGAGGAUUUCAACGGUGUGGGUGAAUCGGAGCCAAACCCAUACUUCUACCAGAACCUAGCAGAAGCAGAAUAUGCAGUGGCACUCUUCAUGUACAUGCGCCUACUAGGAUACCCUGCGGAGAAGAUCAGUAUUCUGACCACAUACAAUGGGCAGAAGCACCUGAUCCGAGAUGUGAUCAACCAGCGCUGUGCUAGCAACCCCUACUUUGGACAUCCUAGUAAAGUGACAACAGUUGACAGGUUUCAGGGUCAGCAGAAUGACUAUAUCAUCCUGUCAUUGGUCCGCACUAAAGCCGUAGGACAUUUAAGAGAUGUUCGUCGUCUGGUAGUUGCCAUGUCCAGAGCCAGGCUGGGCCUGUACAUCUUUGCACGAGUCUCCUUGUUCCAAAACUGCUUUGAACUGACCCCUGUCUUCAAUCAGCUCACUGCCAGACCCCUGCAGCUUCACAUCAGGCCCCAUGAGUACUACACGCUAGAUCUGAGUGAGAAACGCCCUGAACACCCAGAUCAGGUCGUCAACAACAUGCCCGAGAUGGCCAACCUGGUAUACACCAUGUACAUGAACUUGAUACAGAAUGCACAGAACAGACAGGUGCAGCUUCUGCCCCCGCCAAGCCAAGAGCAGGCUGCAGCUGAUGCAGAGAGUGAGCAGUCACAGCUGGAGCAGAUGGCAGAAGAACCGAGCACAGAGCAAGCACCACAGGACACUCCAAUGGAGCAGCAAGAAGAGAAUCAGGAAGAACGACCCAGGAUGCCUGAGCACCCCGGCCGAGACAGCGACAGUGAGGACAGUGGAGCGGAGGAGGAUGCAUAGUGUCCUAGAGACUGCUGUACUUACCAUUCCUAACCUUUGACAGACGUUCCAGUUUUGUCACAUCAAAUGUCAUUACUUUGUAUGCCUGGUUGGGGGGAGAAUUAAAGUGACACUUUUUUUUAAGUAAAAGUUGAAAAUGUUUGAUUUCGUAAAUGGGUUUUUUUUUUCCCUGUUCUAUUUAUACCACUGACAACAGAAGCUCGUCUGCUGUAAUUUGUUGACAGAUGGUCAAGUAGAAAAUUUAGGAAUUAUUAGACACCAGCAGUUGUUAUAUCAUAUAGACCAGCCUAUCAGAAGUACCAUUUGAGAUACAGCGACAUGUCUCCUCUGCAAAUCAUAGUGCUGUAAUAAAGCUAGCUCUGUCAGUAUGGAUGUCCCCUCCUCAUACAUAGGUUAUA
Molecule: messenger RNA, 4850 nt
Organism: Scleropages formosus (Asian bonytongue)
Lineage: Eukaryota; Metazoa; Chordata; Actinopteri; Osteoglossiformes; Osteoglossidae
Gene: aqr
Product: aquarius intron-binding spliceosomal factor
Exons: 36
Coding region: 94-4452 (1452 amino acids)
Biological process (GO): mRNA splicing, via spliceosome
Cellular component (GO): catalytic step 2 spliceosome
Molecular function (GO): helicase activity; mRNA binding
Source: RefSeq, a predicted model, not a curated record